AGCUGAUUAAGAGCGUCAUACCCGUGGAGAGCUCCAACCAAUCACACGCCACUUCCGGCGUGAGGGGCGUGGCGUGGCGGCCACGCGGCGGUGAAGUGGUGAAAACAAAUGUUUGCAGGCGGGAAAUGAUUGUCAUCUCUUUCAUGUUUGCAUCAUCGCUUCACUUCCGUCUCCCACGUUAGUCCUGAUGGAGAAGUCUAAAAACUUCCGAAUCGACGCCUUACUCGCGGACGAGACGAGCCGAGCGAGCCGCGACGUGUCCCCGGGAAUGAGCAGCGACAGCCCGGCGGGGAGCCCCGUGUCGUGCCGCCGCGGAGACACACCUUCCCCGCGGGCCGCCUCGCAGCUCCACGCGGCGGCGGGCAUCCUCCCCAAAGCCUCCAUGCUGGGUCUGGCUCACCAUCACGGGCUCACCUCGCUGCCCCAGGCCGCCGUCCCGGGCAUGUACCCGCCCGCCAUCUACCCGCUGUCCGCCCUGGGAGGCCAGCACCCCGCCUUCGCCUACACCGGCUUCACGCACCUCUCCCACGCCUACCCCGAGCACCUGAAGGCGGCCAUGGCCGGCUCAAUGCCCCUGGAGCACUGGAUCCGAGCUGGCAUCAUGAUGCCCAGACUGCCCGACUACGGACCUCAGUCGGGUCUGCUGGGGAAAUGUCGCCGGCCUCGCACCGCCUUCACCAGCCAGCAGCUGCUGGAGCUGGAGAACCAGUUCAAGGUCAACAAGUACCUGUCCAGACCCAAGCGCUUCGAGGUGGCCACGUCCCUCAUGCUGACUGAGACCCAGGUGAAGAUCUGGUUCCAGAACCGGAGGAUGAAGUGGAAACGCAGUCGGAAGGCCAAGGAGCAGCUGGGCUCUGCGGGCCAGUCGGAGGCCGAUGGAGGGAAGAUGUCCAACAAAGCCGAGGACAAAAGGAACCCGGAAGGUGGAGGAGGUGUGCAGCUGGACUUGGAGGAGGAGGAGGAGGAGGAAGACGAGGAGGAGCAGGAGGAAGAGGAGGAGGCGGAAACCCAGCGUGGCUUCCCGGUGCACGGACGUGAGCGCGCCUUGGACUUCCUGCAGCGCGAUGACCUCACCUUUAAUGGACACGCCUCUUUUUCUGAUGACCAGCUGGAGGACGUACAAGCAGGACGAGGAGACCGGAAGAUGGUGGCAGGCCUGUGAUCACAUGACUUAUGUGUCAUAAACACACCUGUGAAGGUCUGAUCACAUGACUGAGGACUUAUGUAUCAUAAACACACCUGUGCAGCUGUGAUCACAUGACUUAUGUAUCAUAAAGACACCUGUGAAGGUGUGAUCACAUGACUUAUGUAUCAUAAAGACACCUGUGCAGGUGUGAUCACAUGACUUAUGUGUCAUAAACACACCUGUGCAGGUGUGAUCACAUGACUUAUGUAUCAUAAAGACACCUGUGAAGGUGUGAUCACAUGACUUAUGUAUCAUAAACA
This is a messenger RNA of Nerophis ophidion (straightnose pipefish), 1446 nucleotides long. RefSeq names its product motor neuron and pancreas homeobox 2b (gene mnx2b). The record is from RefSeq and is a predicted model, not a curated record. Gene Ontology annotation, cellular component: nucleus. Gene Ontology annotation, biological process: spinal cord motor neuron cell fate specification; neuron projection morphogenesis; regulation of DNA-templated transcription. Bases 188 to 1162 code for a protein of 324 amino acids. Gene Ontology annotation, molecular function: DNA-binding transcription factor activity, RNA polymerase II-specific; sequence-specific double-stranded DNA binding. The transcript has 3 exons. NCBI's taxonomy places the organism in Eukaryota, Metazoa, Chordata, Actinopteri, Syngnathiformes, Syngnathidae.